UUCUGUUUCCGAGGGUCCUGUGCACUUCUCUUUCCUGUAUCACCGUGACUGUUGGUGGAUUUUGCACACCCUGCUCUGUGGGGGAGUGCCCCAACGUGCCUGUCUUAUGUGGCCUCUAUGGACACACUGCUCAGCUGGCAGAGAGCAGGGAAGUUUUCUCCCAGCACCCAAAAAGAGAAAGAGGAAACUACUUUUUCCUUCUGGGCUUCUUGCAGCACAAUAGACCAGGAUAAGCUUCCACAUUCUCUCCCUGGAUUUCUGGAGUGGUUUCCAGGAAGAAGUUCAACUUUUACCUUUAAAUGGAUGACCAUGUCACAAUCAGGAAGAAACAUCUCCAAAGACCCAUCUUUAGACUAAGAUGCUUAGUCAAGCAGCUGGAAAAAGGUGAUGUUAACAUCGUAGACUUAAAGAAGAAUAUUGAAUAUGCAGCAUCUGUGUUGGAAGCUGUUUACAUUGAUGAAACAAGAAGACUGCUGGAUACUGAAGAUGAACUCAGUGACAUUCAGACAGACUCGGUCCCAUCGGAAGUACGGGACUGGCUGGCGUCCACCUUCACACGGAAAAUGGGGAUGAUGAAAAAGAAAUCUGAGGAAAAGCCAAAAUUUCGAAGCAUUGUGCAUGCUGUUCAAGCUGGAAUUUUUGUAGAGAGGAUGUACAGAAAGUCUUAUCACAUGGUUGGUUUGGUAUAUCCAGAAGCUGUCAUAGUAACAUUAAAGGAUGUUGAUAAAUGGUCUUUUGAUGUAUUUGCCUUAAAUGAAGCAAGUGGAGAACACAGUCUGAAGUUUAUGAUUUAUGAACUGUUUACCAGAUAUGAUCUUAUCAAUCGUUUCAAGAUUCCUGUUUCUUGCCUAAUUUCCUUUGCAGAAGGUUUAGAAGUUGGUUACAGCAAAUACAAAAAUCCUUAUCACAAUUUGAUUCAUGCAGCUGAUGUCACUCAAACUGUGCAUUACAUAAUGCUUCAUACAGGUAUCAUGCACUGGCUCACUGAACUGGAAAUUUUAGCAAUGGUCUUUGCUGCUGCCAUUCAUGACUACGAGCAUACAGGAACCACAAACAACUUUCAUAUUCAGACAAGGUCAGAUGUUGCCCUUUUGUAUAAUGAUCGCUCUGUCCUUGAGAAUCACCAUGUGAGUGCAGCUUAUCGACUUAUGCAAGAAGAAGAAAUGAAUGUUUUGAUAAAUUUGUCCAAAGAUGACUGGAGGGAUCUUCGGAACCUAGUGAUUGAAAUGGUUUUGUCUACAGACAUGUCAGGUCACUUCCAGCAAAUUAAAAAUAUAAGAAACAGUUUGCAGCAGCCUGAAGGGAUUGACAAAGCCAAAACUAUGUCCCUGAUUCUCCAUGCAGCAGACAUUAGCCACCCAGCCAAAUCCUGGCAGCUGCACCACCGCUGGACCAUGGCCCUGAUGGAGGAGUUUUUCCUACAGGGAGAUAAAGAAGCCGAAUUAGGACUUCCAUUUUCCCCACUUUGUGAUCGGAAGUCAACGAUGGUGGCCCAGUCACAAAUAGGUUUCAUUGAUUUCAUAGUAGAGCCAACAUUUUCUCUUCUGACAGACUCAACAGAGAAAAUUAUUACUCCUCUUAUAGAGGAAGCCUCAAAAACAGACACUUCUUCCUAUGGGGCAAGCAGACGAUCAAAUAUGAAAGGCACCAUGAACGAUGGAACCUAUUCCCCAGACUACUCCCUUACAAGCGUGGACCUACAGAGCUUCAAAAACAACCUGGUGGACAUCAUCCAGCAGAACAAAGAACGGUGGAAAGAGUUAGCUGCCCAAGGUGAACCUGAUCUUCAUAAGAACUCAGAAGAUCUAGUAAACACUGAAGAAAAACGUGCGGAUGCACAUUCAUAGGUUUGAAAUACCUUAAAGGCUUCUGUCAGUUUAAACAUGAGAGGUAAUUUUAUUUUUUAGACAAGAAACCUAAUUCCUGGAAUGAAUGGUUUGUUGAAUGUCGUAGAGAAAAAGUUAUCUCAUUUCAAUGUCCUCCU
Molecule: messenger RNA, 1984 nt
Organism: Enhydra lutris kenyoni (northern sea otter)
Lineage: Eukaryota; Metazoa; Chordata; Mammalia; Carnivora; Mustelidae
Gene: PDE1A
Product: phosphodiesterase 1A
Exons: 14
Coding region: 300-1847 (515 amino acids)
Biological process (GO): signal transduction
Molecular function (GO): 3',5'-cyclic-nucleotide phosphodiesterase activity
Source: RefSeq, a predicted model, not a curated record